AAGGGAGUGGGAUCCGCCCCCUUUCGCUCAUCUGAUUGGUGGCGCGGAACGUCCAUCAAGGCGUGGGGGGAGGCCGGCUUCCGGUGUCGUCGCGUCGCGUCGCCGUGUACAGAGCGAGAGCGAGCGCGCGCGCGCGAGAGCGAGCGGCUGAGGGCGAUUAAAAGAAGAAAAAAAAGAUUUAAAAGGAAAAGCCAUCGGUUUUUUUCUUUCUCCUCAUGUGGAGUUAGUCUGCGGCGGUCACCGAGUCGGUUGAUUGUUGGUGGAAAUUGAGCGCGGAGAUAAACACUUCAGGAACUGUUCUUCAGGCAGUAAAUGGUUGUCAGUAGACAGCUGAAGUUCCUUGCCUAGUGGAAGAAGACUAUCUUAAAGAGAUUCUUGCCAUGUGUGUUCCAAGAAGAUGGGUGUUAAUGCUUCUACCUACCCGUAUCCGUCAUGUCAGACAGCUGGGGUGAAAACACAGUCUUCAAAUGCAAUCGGUGAAUCCCCUUCGCAUCCUCAGUUCGGAUGUCAGCUGGAAGGGAAGCUCUGCGUCUCUGGGCUGGGCCAGGACAAGCGUGAGAAGAAGAAGAGCUCCAACCUUGCCUUGCUGAAGAAGAAGCUGUUCAGGCGGCGCAAGUCGGCCAAAUCGGCUGACCAUGCCAAGCACAUGCGGGAGCUCCUCUGCAGCUGGGAUGUGCGAGACGUGGGCCUGCUGGUGAAGCAAUAUGAAGCGGCUCUGGCCGUGAAGGAGCUGGCAAUUCAAGCAUGUGUGGCCAGGCCAGAGGCCAGCCGCUUAAAUGAGGAUUUGGCCAAGUUGUACCAGUUCAAGUACUGUACGGAUGUGGACCUGAUAUUCCAGGGUACAUGCUUUCCUGUCCAUCGCGCCAUCCUGGCAGCGCGGUGCCCUUUCUUCAAAACCCUCCUCCUGUCUAACCUGGACCGUGCGGAGUUGGUUAUGGACAUCAGCACUGUUGGCAUAGACAUACCGAUAUUGUCUUCGCUAUUGCACUACUUGUACAGUGGAGAGUUUGGCGUGCGGGAUUCCCAGAUCAAAAAUGUUGACAUCCUAGUGCGUCUCAGUGAGGAGUUUGGCAUGCCCAAUGCCCUUCACUUUGACAUCUACAGCCUCCUGGAGAGUUGCUGCUAUUACGACGCGGUCCUCAGCUUCACCUCCAGCCCCGAGGCCUCCGACGGCUUCGAAGGGUGCCGCCUGGAAGGUGACUUCCGCUGCCACAAGGCCAUCCUCUGCGCCCGCUCGCCGUUCUUCCGCAACCUCCUCCAGAAGCGGAUCCGCAGCGGGGAGGAAACCACAGACCGGACCUUGCAGACCCCAGCCAGGAUUGUUCUGAACGAGGCAAUCAUUCCAAAGAAGUAUGCAAAGGUUAUUUUGCAUUGCAUGUACACAGACCUGGUGGACCUGGAUUUGGUCCUACCAUUCAGCCCGUCUACAGGGAGUUUGAGGGAAGUGCAGGAUGAAUCAGGGAAGGACAGCGAAACCCGGUUGGAAAACGCAAUGGAACUGUUCCAUAUCGCACUCUUCAUUGAAUUCGACAUGUUGGCCCAAGGCUGUGAAGAUCUGAUUGUUGAGAGCGUUACGCUGGACUCACUAGUGACUAUCCUGAAGUGGAGUUCGCAACCUUAUGGAUCCAAGUGGGUCCAUCGGCAGAUGCUGCAUUUCCUCUGUGAGGAGUUCAGUAAUAUCAUCGCUUCAGACAGUCUCUUGGAGCUCAGUAAGGAGCACCUGAUGGCAGCCAUCCAGUCAGACUACCUGCAGGCAAGUGAGCAGGAUAUCCUGAAGGCUGUGAUUAAAUGGGCUGAACACCAACUGGCGAAACGUCUGUCUGAUGAGGAGCCCAAUUUGUUGAAUGGGACAGCACACAGUGUUAACAAACGUGGAGUGAAGAAACGUGAUUUGGACUGUGCGCAGCUCCGCGAGAUCGUCUGCGACCUGGUGCCACACAUUCGCAUUGCUCAUGUCCUUCCAGCGAAGAGCGAGGCCCUGUCUGAUGCAAUGAAGCGAGCAUUGAUCAGUUCUCCUCCACUGGACAUGCUCCCACCCCCAGAGGGAAGGAAAUCCAGAGCAUGGUUUUGCCUCAAGGCCUCUGGUAUCGGUGCCAGACCUCGUCUGUUUACGCCAUACAUCGAGGAAGCCAAGAUCGUGCUGGAUGAGCUGAUGUCAGAGCAGAGCAGUCUGGAAAAGGUUCGAAUGAGCCGGAUCUCCAGUGUCCCAGACACUCUCUACAUGGUUGACUCCAGCGUAGCGGAUUUUUCUCGUUUUAAUUCUGGAUCACCCCAGGGAUGUGAUGAAAGUGUUUCUGCCACUCUGCGAGAUGAAGUACCUGUGCCCCCAGUAGAUGUCGCCAAGUCCAUGUUCAGGCGUCUCAGGGAGAUUUGGCACAGUGACCAGGUACAGCGGGCAUAUGCUCUGAACAUCGGUGCAGGGGCCGCUGUGACCCAGGCAGUCUAUUUACGGGUGGUCAGAGAGUUUGGCCUCCCAGAUGCUACCACUGAGUUAUUGAAGUAUCCCACGGUGUAUUUUCCGAAUGAGCAUCUGAGCAUCGACAGCCCGGUCUUGGGGAAACGCCUGCCUAAUUCCCGCCGGGCCACCCCUGUGAAGGAAACCAAUGUCCAGAGCUUGGAUCCCUUCCGGAAUUUCAGCCCCCCACUCCCUCCGCCACCCCCUCCCUACCACCCUCCUCUGUCACCCCGGAGGGAGCAGAUGCAGGCCGGUGAAAAGAAAGAAGAGAGUCAGCCUACCUCAUGCCGUGCCCUGCGUGCUAAUCUGCAGCCGCACUCUGCUGCUCGGACCUUGGAACAGGCCGUUCAAGCUUCUCUCAGGGCAGCAAAUUGUGAGGAGCCCUCCGACGAUCGCUCGGCACUCGAAGAGCAGGUUUCCAAGAGUGCAGUGAAGGAAUUGAUGCCAGACAUUGCCAUGGCAGCCACAUCAAAGCCAAGCUUGCCAGCCAAAGACCCUGAGCUUUGCAAAGCUGUGUCUGAAGCAGGUCAGGAUCCCACGGAGCUGAGCGCUGAGGCUCCCGAACUGCCCUGCUCAAGUCGCGGUGUCAGCAAGUACAGCUUGAGGAAGAAGAAACACUCUCGGGGACAGAAACCCCGCAGGCACGUAGACUUUUGGAACUACCCUGACUUUUAUGACUUCUCUCCGGACGACUCUGGCCAGCCUUUUGCUCCAUCCCAGAAGUUGCCCAGCCCUGCCCCAUCCCCUUCAAAGGGUCACACGUUCUGCCAGGAUGCGAAAAGCAACUCCAGACAACCCACGAGCUUAAAGCCACCUCAUUUAAGCCCAGCAUUGCUUUCAAAAAGAAAAGAGACCUUGAACAGUGAGUCCGUAGAAGCUCACGAGAAGGCCGACCUUCGGAGGACUUCUGUAAGUUUUGACCCACCGCCUGCAGUAGAGGUUAUUCAUUGUACUGCUGGCACAGAUCUGACCCAUGGUCUGCCAGCUCACGAGGAAAGGCUGCUGGAUGUACCUCAGCAAUUCGGGAGGCCUGACCAGCAAAUACCUUUAGAACCAGCUGAUUACAAAGCCUUUGCUGGUGGGACAUUGAUAGGCACAGACUUAAUCCAUGGCUUGCCGGCUGAAGAGUCGAAGCCCAGGCCCAGGCUUGUGUCACCUGUCAAGUGUUCGUUCCUCCCUUGUGAGCCACUGUCAUCCCAGCUGAGACGAAGGAACUCACCGCAGACCAUAGUAAAGUCGGACAACUUCCCGUCGCCAGCACCUACCUGUUGCGACUACCUUUAUCGGAGGGGUGGUUCUGACGCUGCAGUGACCACGGACUUGACUUCUAGUCUUCCCGCCAGCCCUGGUGUAGGUGUGCCGUUCAUCUCCGUCAUUGAGGACGCAGCUGGGAGACUAGCCGAGGCAAGCCACCUCUCACCAUCAAACUGUUGUAUCAGCCAUAGCGUGAACACCAAGAGACAGCCAAAUAAGUCUGAACCGAGAGACUUUCUAUACAAGAAGUCGGCUCUAUAAAUCUGGCGUAUGUUAUUUCCCUUCUGAUGUUUUGUGUCCUUUUUCUCCCUUUCUCUAUCUUAUUUGUUUUGUUUUUUUACCCUCUGUCUCUAUUUUCCCUUUCUUUUCCCAGUUUUCCUCUUACUCUUUCUCUUUCUCCUCUCUCAAUCUCUUCUUUCUCUUUCUCUCUUCUUUCUCUUUCUCUCUCUCUCUCUCCUUUCCUUCCAAAGGAUGCCCAUCAAACAAAAAAUCAUGUGGUGCGAUGGAAAUUCUUGUGACUUUAGUCAUGGUUAGCUGGUUGGCCGCACUGACUGCAUGCCUACAUCCCGAGCUGUUUGACCCAGAUGAAUCAUGGGGGAUGAGUCUCUGAGCAAUACAAACAAUUCUAGUGACUGUAUUUACAGUAGGGAGGUCUUGUUUUGUGCUUACGUUCUCUUUCUAGUCCCAUAACGAGCUGAUAGAGUGGACAGGAAGGGAUGUGGUCUGGGGGAUGGAUUUUUUUUUUUGCUCAGUCUCAGUUUAUUUUGACAAGAGGGCAUAAUUGAAAUGUGCUGUAUGUUGACAGGGAGAAGAGUCCCAUGUCCUAUGCAAGUUAAACAGGGGCAAAACAGAGGAACCAGUUGAGGAAGAUUGAAAACUUUGGGCAAAAAGCACAAGGGAAUGAUUUUUUUUAUUUUGGAAUUGUUCUGCAAAGAAACUUUCUCUUUAGUUCAGAAAUUAUGACUGGGUUUGCAUUUCUGUUUAUUUCUGUUGAACUGGAGUGUUAUAAGUGAAGUGAAGUGGACAGAUGUUUUUGUGUCAAUGCUUCGCUACAAGGCAGUCAUUCCAAUUCACAAGAACCGGCUCCACCCACGGGCACUUGCUGCUCACUGCAUGGAAAUGGGGUCAUUGCAAGUAAGACUUAUCCCAAGCUUGAUUCUUGCUGCGUGUUGUCAGGCAAGCGGUGUUUCCCCUUCUCCCCCCGCCCCCCACUUGGAAUUGUGAGCAUUGCUGCAUGCAGGAAGGAAGUAUUAGUCAAGAUCCUUCCUGCAAUGCCAUCCAUCCUCUGUGCCUAUCACCAAUCAACUUCAACGAGGGCAUGCUCCCACGCUUGUAUUUGUCCCUCAGAGCAAAUGUAGCCUCCCUCUGAUUUGGGCAGGAGAGCCCUUCUGGAGCCCAGUGCCACUGGGAAGACGAUCAGAGUUGCUGCCUCAUCCACCCAGGAUGAGGGUGCUUCACUGUGGAUGAGAAACGGGGGAAAUAAAAGGAGUUAAUAUUCAAGUGAAGGGGCUGUCUCUUUAUUUUACCAUGGUAUUCUGUAGCCUGAUGCAAAUAACUAUGCUGGAAAUGAUUUCUCUAGUAAAAUUAUGAAUUUUUAAAAACUGGAGCUUGGACAAUAGUUUGUAGAACGUUUUGCUGUAUCAGCUAAACUGUAUGGGGGGAGGUCAAUUUCAAGAAAUGCUCAUGUGCUUUUACUUGUAGGUAACGCAGGCAAAGCAACCAGUCUCUUAUCACUGACAUUAAACUGCCUGUUCAGGUUUUGCCCAGAUGUUAAAGAUCUGGGGUGAACUGCUAGAUUAUCAAUAAGUAUUGUGAGAAAUUGAGAGAGGGAGUGUGUUGUGCAAAGGAGGCAGAUCGGGUUGAUAAUAGGGCUAUUUUGUUGCAUGGUUAGUUAUGCAACCCGUAAAGGCACUGGAAAUUCCCUCGCACCCUUAACCUGUCCCAGGACUCCUCUUUUCGAGGCCCUUUACUCAUAACCUUAACUGUCUCAAGCUGCUUCUAAACUGCUUUGGAGAGGUUGUUUCUAUUUUAGACAUCUUGAAGUUUAAAAUUAUGUUUUGAAUAUAUUUUUAUAUGAUAUUAUCAACUGCGCAUCUACAGGUUGUAUCACCUUUUCCUAAAACAUUUAGUCUGUUUAAAUUCCAGCCUCUGGUUUCUACCAUACUUGUUGAAAUGCUCAUUGAAAUCAUGAAUUAAUUUUUUUUUUGUAUUUAAAAUAAAAAAAAAAUUUGAUUUUGAAACUCUCUAGUGAGCCAGGGUUUUGUUCUAAGGCAGUUUAAAGAGGCAUGUACCACCGCAAACUUAGCCAAAGCUUUAGGCGUAAUCUGUAAACCGAUUUAAUCUGAUGCUGUUGCAAGUAUUAGAGGCAUGUUCUAUAUUGUCCAUUCUCAGUCCUUUUGGACCACUAGUAUUCUGCAAUUAGGUUAAAAAAAAGAGGAUUGUGAUUGUGCAUGCCACUGAAGGAGCUGCCAAGACCAAAACCAGAUGUGUGUGUGGGGUCAGCUGAUAAGGCUGGAUCCUCACUUGAAUAAUGAGGUUCACUUUCCUAAUUUGUCAGCAAACUAUUAUCAAUAGAUCAGAACAUAGAUGGAGCAGAAUUAGGCCAUUUAGCCCAUUGAGCCUACCAUUUCACCGAGGCUAAUUGAUUAGCCCUGUCAACCCGACUCUUCUAUUUAAACAACGGAGAGCACAGAGAAAGUCGCAGGCUGGUGGUGCCCCCCUUCACUGGAGGAACAGUAAUAAAACUGAUCCACCAAGCAACAUCCCUCCUCCCAUUAAUUUUGAGGUGUUCAUUCUUAUCACUUUCAAGUAGCUAGUUUGCGUUUAUGCAGUUGGCCUUUUCUCUAUCACCUUGAAACUUUGGAGACAACUUCUACAAAAAUCCGCUGCCAGCUAUGUGUUGACUACAGUUACAACACUGGUGAUCUGUGACUUAGAUUAGCACUGGUAAUGUUCUGUUCUCCCUCACCUUUUGUGGUCCAAUAUACAGGCAACCGUGAGGUUCUACAGAUGCUGGAAAUGCAGUGCAGUGCGCACACAAAAUGCCGGAGGAACUCAGCAGUCAGGCAGCAUCUAGGCAGAGGUUCCCAACCUAUUUUAUGCCAUUAGACAAGGGGUCUGUGGACCCCAGGUUGGGAACCCCUGAUCUAUGAGGAGGAAUUACUGUUUAUUCCUCUCCAUCAAUGUCACCUGGCCUCAGUUCCUCAAGCAUUUUGUGUGUGUUGUAAAAGACAAUGUCUCCUUAUUUUCUUACCCACCACCCCCCCCGCCAACUUCAGUAUUAUUUUUAUCUACUUUACCAUCAGAUCACUAAAUAUUUUAUGUGUUAGUAUUAUGGUCAACCUUGUGACUCGGGAAGCCACCAGAUUAAGCCCUUGCCGUUUGCCACUAGACCUUUGAAUAAGUUUUGAUCUUUUUUCCUGCUUGGGGAAAAGCAGAAAAACUUCCAUCAGAGUUGUCUAAUUGGCCGAGUCAUAUUUGCAAGGCUGACCCACAAGGAGUCAUUGUUUGGCCAGUGAUUUACAACCUGUCGAGUACCACAUCAGUACUGAAGGCAAGCUGAAUGUCUGGAUAAACUUAAGAGCAACUUGUUCAACCUUCCAGCUUGACAUUGAAUUUCCUCUUCAAAGAUUUCCAUAAAACAUAGAUGCAGAAUUAUCCUUGCAGCCCAUCGAGCCUACUCCACCAUUUGAUCACGGCUGAUUCUUUUCUCCUUCUCAGCCCCAUUUUCCUGCCUUCUCCUCAUAACCUUUGACACCCUAACUAAUCAAGAACCUAUCAACCUCAGCUUUAAAUAUACCCAAUGACUUGGCCUUCCCAGCCAUCUGUGGCUUUGAAUUCCACAGAUUCACCACCCUCUGGCUAAAGAAAUCCUUGCUCAUCUCUGUUCUGAGAGACAUCCCUCGUUUCUGAGGCUGUGCCCUCUGAUCCUAGAUUUCCCCCAGCAUAGAGAACAUUCUCUCCACAUCCACUCUAUCGAGGCCUUUCAAUAUUCAAUAGGUUUCAAUGAGCUCACCCCUCAUUCUUCUGAAUUCCAGCAAGUAGAAGCCUAGAGCUCCUCAUACUGUACAUUAACCCUUUCUUUCUUGGGAUCAUUAUGAAUCUCCUCUGGACCCUCUCCAAUGCCUGAACAUCUUGUCUGAGAUGUGGGCCAAAAACUGCUCACAGUACUCCCAAGUGGGUCUGACCAAACUCCAUCUAUACAUUCUCCAUCAUCUAAAAUAGAUUAUAUAGUACAGUACAGGCCCUUUGGCCCACAAUGUUGCGCUGAUCUUUUAACCUACUCCUAAGAUUCAUCUAACUCUUCCCUCCUACGUAGCCCUCCAUUUUUUUUUCUCAAGAGUUAAGUUCCUUGCAUGCAGAGACAUGAUUCUGCAGAUGCUGGAACUCUUGAGCAACACGCACACACGCGCGCGCGCGCGCACACACACACACACACACACACAGGGGGAACUCAGCAAGACACGCCUCCCUCUUCAUCACCUUCAUCUGGUUCCCCUCCACCUUCCCUUUCUGUCAUGGGUCACUCCUUCUUUAUCAGCCUUUUACCUCUUCCCUCUCACAUGUCCUCGCUGAUCACCUAUAUUCCUUCCCCUCGCCUUCUCUCCCCCACCACCUUAUUCUGGCUCCUACCCUUUCCAGUCCUGAUGAAGGGGCUUGGCCUGAAACGUCGACUGUUUAUUUCCCUCCUGACUUGCUGAGUUCCUCAACACUUUAUGUGUGUGUUGGCCUAGAGCAGGGGUUCCUAAUCUGGGGUCCACAAACCCCUUGCUUAAUGGUAUUGUUCAAUAACAUAAAAAAGGUUCAGAACCCCUGCUCUCCUGCUGAGAGAGUCAGAUACUUCUACGUGUUGACCUAAAGCUGACAUUUAAAUCCAGCUGAAGCACACCAGUGAGGCCUCACUUGGAGUACUGUGAGCAGUUUUGGGCCCCUUAUCUAGGAAAGGAUGUGCUGACAAAGGAGAGGGUUCAAGGAAGGUUCACGAAAAUGAUUAUGAGAAUCUAAGGCUCGUAUGAAGAACGUUUGAUGGUUCUGGCCCUCUACUCACUGGAAUUCAGAAGAAUGAGGGGUGACCUCAUUGAAAACCUUUCGAAUGUUGAAAAGGUCUCGAUAGAGUGGAUAUGAAGAGGAUGUCUUCUAUAGUGGGGACCUGAGGACACAGCAAAAUAGAGGGGUGUCUGUUUAGAAUGGAGAUGAGGAGGAAUUUCUUUAGCCAGAGAAUAGAGAACCUAGAAUUUAUAGCUACAGGCAGCUGUGGAGGCUAAGUCAUAGGGUAUAUUUAAGGCAGAGGUUUAUAGAUUCUUAAUUAGUCAGAGCAUGAAGGGAUACGGCGAGAAGGCAGGAGAUUUGGGCUGAGAGGAAAAUGGAUCAGUCAUGAUGAAAUAACAGAGUAGACUUUUAAAAAGAAAUCUAUAGUAAGGGAAGGGGGCAGAGGAGGGUUGGGUUCACAGAAAAAAAGAAGUUUAACAGUGAUAAUGGUGUUCUGAUGGCAUCGUACUUGUGUUCCUUGAGUCUGACUGCCAUUGGUCAAGACUCCAGACUUGCUGUGGCAACAGCCCGAGAUCAGCAUUGCAAGACAGACAGCUUUGUGCUGUUUGUAUGGAUAACCACCCAGAGUUGAUAACUGGUCACACGUUGGUUCUGAUAACAAAAAUGUGUCUCAAACUCUUUUGACACUUUGAGGGAAAGGGAAAAAAAUAAUUUUGCAUCCUUUUUAAAUAAAUAGACCAUAAGACAUAGGAGCAGAAUUAGGCUAUUUGGCUCAUUGAGUCUGCUCUGUCAUUCAAUCUUGACUGAUUUAUUAUCCCUCUCAACCCCAUUCUCCUGCCUUCCCCCCUAACCUUUGACCCUUGACGCCCUGACUAAUCAAGAAUCUUUCAACUUCUGCUUUGUAUACCCAAUGACUUAAACUCCACAUCCGUCUGUGAAUUACACCGAUUCACCACCCCCUGCUUAAGAAAUUCCUCCUCAUCCAUAUUCUAAAAGGACAUUCUGAAGCUGUGCCUUUGGGCUUAGAAUCCCGCACUAUAGGAAGCAUCCUCUCCAUGUCCUCUCUAUCUAGGCCUUUCAAUAUUCGAUAGGUUUCAAUGAGCCCUUCGAGUCUGCUCUGCCGUUCCAAAAUGGCUGAUUUAUUAUCCCUCUCAAACCAGUUCUCCUGCCUUCUCCCUAAAACCUUUGACACCCCUACUAAUCAACAACCUAUCAACCUUGGCUUUAAAUAUGCCCAUUGACUGAUCUCCACAGCUGUCCAUGGCAAUGACUUCCACAGAUUCACCCACCCUCUGGCUGAGGAAAAUCCUCCUCAUCUCUGUUCUAAAUGGAUGCCCCUCUAUUCUGAGGCUGUGCCCUCUGGUCCUCAACUCCUCGACUAUAGGAAACUUCCUACACACCCACUCUAUCAAGGCCUCGCCGUAUCCAAUCUACAUAGGCCUUUCAAUAUUCAAUAGGUUUGAAUGAGAUUUUUGGGCCAGUGAGACAAACUGGAAAACCCAUCCCUAAAUAGAGGGUGUGGGGUACAACACCAUUUAUCAGCUACUUAUAAUGCUAUCCUAACAUCUCUAUCCUGGCAUCUCCACAGCAGUUCACACCCCGAUUCAUGCAAAGAUUAGUGACCCUCUCAUUACCUCUGCGACUCUUAACGACCCUCAUGUGAUUGCUGUACCUUUAAACAACUCGGAAAACUACCCGCCAUAGAUCAGAACUGACGAAGCCUCUCAGAUGAAUGGCGAAACGUCUUCUAGUCAACACAGCAAGUCCAGUUGAUUCACUACUGCUUGUUUUACAAUGAUCUGGAUAAUUGAGAACCUUCAGAGACACUCCUCAUAUGUUAACCCUUUCUUUCCUGGGAUGAUUCUCGUAAACCUCCUCCGGACCAUCUCCAAUGCCAAUACAUCUUUUCUUAGAUAGAGGGUCCAAAACUGCUCACAAUACUCCAAGUGCAGUCUAACCAAUGCCUUAUAAUUCAUCAAGCAUUACAUCCUUUCUUUUAUAUUCCAGUCCUCUCAAAAUGAAUGCUAACAUUGCAUUUGCCUUCCUCACCAGCGACUUAACCUGCAAGUUAGGGAAUCCUCUGUGAGGACUCAGGAUACCCACUUUCAUGUAGCCUUGCAUGUCGUUUAACCCCUGAUGCCAGCCGUGGUGUUGACAGGGUCUGCGGAGUGUGAUUGGAGCAAGUAGGGAUGUUGCUUUCAGCUGCUGUGAUGGGGCUGAGCUUGAAACUGCAGUGGAGACUCAAGGCAGCUGGAAAGAACAUUCAGGGUUCUGCACAGUGCACCUGGAACACAAGCAUUACAUUCAACCACUCAAGCCCAUUACACCAUUUAAUUAGAUCGUGGUGUAGCUAUAUUCAUGGUGAGGAUUGUUGCAAACUCCAUCCUCAGGGUUGUUUCACUCACAAGUGCGCCCUCUUUGACAGUGCAUGGUUAGCAGACUUCUCGUUAGCUUACUUACUUAAUGCCCGUAAUGCCGCUGGCAUUUAGGGCAGCAAUGAAGGUCCUCAUUGGUUGCUGAACUCAUGAACCUGCAGGACCAGUGGACCACUCUUAGCCUGGCCUCUACCCUUUGACCUGUUUGGCAUGGGUGACCCUACCAAGAGCCAAAGCAUAAAGCCCUGACUCAGCCAACAUAGCUCUCCGGAUAACUGAGGCACACAAACCGCCAAACACAGACAAGGCUUUGAGGUUCUCAUUAGCAUUGAAUCAUAAAGACAGGAGAUUCUGCAGAUGCUGGAAAUCCCAAAGCAACACACACAAAAUGCUGGAGGAACUCAGAAAGUCAGGCAGCAUCUGUGGAGGAGAAUAAACAAGUCAACGUUUCGAGCUAAGAUACUUCAUCACCACCUGAUGAAGGACCUCGGCAAGAAAUAUCGACCCCGCAAUAGCAUUGGCCACCACACGAAAACUGAUUGUUUCCCCUUGUAUUGGUACCCACAUCUGCUUUUGCAAGACCACAAGGCAUAGGAACAGAAUUAGGCUACAGGGCCCAACAAAUCUUCUCUGCUGUUCCAACGUGGCAGCUUUAUUAUCCCCAUUCUCCUGCCUUCUCCUCAUAACCUUUGACAUCCUUACUAGUAAGACCAUAGGAGUGCAAAUAGGCCAUUCAGCAGAGACUUAGUCAUUUUUAGCAUGUGCCGAGGCUCAAGCCAAAGACUUAAAGGACCCAUAUGCAGAAUCAGCAGAAAAGUAUUUGAAUGGGAGGUGGUUUACUGAAGAACUGAAAAUCAUCAUAGCUUCAAUUUCCCACUUGAGCGUGCGUUGGUAGAGUCUGCAAGCCAUUCUUAAUCCUUCACCUGCAGAGCAAUGGCAGGUUCUUGCUUAAACCACUGCCCACCAACUUUUUUAAACACCUCAUAAGCAGAAGAGAUUCUGCUGAUGCUGAAAAUCUUGAGCAAUGCACUCAAAACGCUGGAGGGAAUUCAUCAGGUCGGGCAGCAUCUGUGGAGGGGAAUAAAAUGAGGGUUAUGUAGGAUUGAUUUUGGAAGAUCAGCCCAACAUGGAGGGCUGAAGGGCUUGUACUGUGCUGCACUGUUCUAUGUUCUAAUCUAGGGGUUCUCAACCUUUUUUAUCCAUAGACCCCUACCAUUAACUGAGGUGUCCGUAAACUAUUUAAGUUUUUGGCCAAGACUUUUGACUGUUCAUUCCCCUCCAUCAAUGCCACUUGACUUGCCGAGUUCCUCCAGCAUUUGUGUGAGUAUUAAGUACUUAGCUGGUUUUAAAAUUUACCUAUUCACUUACACAGGAGAUAAUUUAUAAUUGUCCCAGGCUAUAUUAAUGGUACUGCUCCACCGUGUUACAUUUGGGAAGAUGUUAAAGGAAGGAUGGUAAUUAAAUUCCAUCAAUCACAUUUUUGUAAGUGCCAUGCCCUACUUUUUAUAACAAACAAAAGUUUACCAUUUAAUCUACAUGUUAAUGACUGAAUCCCAGCUCACCUGUAAGCCACAUUGAGAGUCAUUGCCUUUGUAAAUUUCCCCAUGUGUAUAAUAUGUGUUUCUUCUAAAUCUAUUUUUCUACAACAUUAGGUGUGUCCAGUGUCAAUUAGGGAAAAUAAAUUGAUUAUGUUUUUUUUCCACCCAAAUAGUAAGUUAUUUAUAUACUAUAGUUGCUUGGAUCUUUCUAAUGUCCCAACAAUAAUAAAUGUAUGA
This is a messenger RNA of Mobula hypostoma (lesser devil ray), 12848 nucleotides long. RefSeq names its product BTB/POZ domain-containing protein 7-like. Gene Ontology annotation, biological process: morphogenesis of a branching epithelium. The record is from RefSeq and is a predicted model, not a curated record. The transcript has 11 exons. The coding region runs from base 398 to 3970 and encodes 1190 amino acids. Lineage: Eukaryota; Metazoa; Chordata; Chondrichthyes; Myliobatiformes; Myliobatidae. Gene Ontology annotation, molecular function: protein binding.